AUGGGCGAAGUGGUUAGGGCGGUGGAGGAGGUGCAGGAGUGUGUGGAGGCGCAGGUGUGGUGCCGCGGGUGUGGUGGUGCUGCGAUGCAAGGCAGGUGUGGUGGUGCUGUGAUGCAAGGCAGGUGUGGUGGUGCUGUGAUGCAAGGCAGGUGCGGUGGUGCUGCGAUGCAAGGCAGGUGUGGUGGUGCUGCGAUGCAAGGCAGGUGCGGUGGUGCUGCGAUGCAAGGCAGGUGCGGCGGUGCUGCGAUGCAAGGCAGGUGUGGUGGUGCUGCAAUGCAAGGCAGGUGCGGUGGUGCUGCGAUGCAAGGCAGGUGCGGUGGUGCUGCGAUGCAAGGCAGGUGUGGUGGUGCUGCGAUGCAAGGCAGGUGGGCACAUGCCAUGGUGACCAAUUUGGUUCCCCUGACCCCCAUGUGCGCGUGCUGGUGGGUGCAGAUGCUGGGGUCGAUCACAGCGCAUGCGGACGCCAUGAAGGAGAAGGUGCAGCAUAUGGGGGGGCGGGUGCGCGCACUUGUGGAGGGGGUGGUUGGUGGGCGUGGCGCAGAUGAGCAGGGGAGUCAAGAGCGUGAAGGUAAGGGCGGGGCUGGGCACGUGAAGAGGGAAGAGGAGCAAGGGGGAGUGGUGGUGGAAGAGGAAUUGAGAGUUUUUGUUAACGACAAGGUAAAAAAGGAAGCCAUGGAAGGCAUGUAG
Molecule: messenger RNA, 687 nt
Organism: Closterium sp. Yama58-4
Lineage: Eukaryota; Viridiplantae; Streptophyta; Zygnematophyceae; Desmidiales; Closteriaceae
Source: the annotation of a GenBank genome assembly